AUGGUCCGACAACAGUCUUCAGCAGCCGGUGUACUGGCGUUGCUCCAGGAACCGGACCCCAUAUUCAAGCAACACGCUCUCAAGGCCCUCAUCCCGCUCGUUUCUCAGUUUUGGGCUGAGAUCUCAGAGCAUAUCGCUUCGAUAGAAGCCUUGUACGAAAGCAACGAACUCCCCAAACCCGCACGCGACGCGGCUGCUCUGCUCGCUUCCAAGGUCUACUACUUCUUGGGUGAAUACGAAGAAGCCCUCUCUUUUGCUCUUGGUGCCGGUGGCGCGUUCCAAUCCGAAGCGAAAGCAUAUGGAUCAGAGGAGUAUGUCGAAACCAUCGUUUCCAAAGCAAUUGAUCGAUACAUUCAAGUACGAACAGAAGAGGCCGCGGGUAGCAAAGAGAAGAUUGACCCUCGGUUACAAGCUAUCAUUGAGGGAAUCUUUGAUCGGUGUAUUUCUGAAGGCGAGUUUAAGCAGGCAAGUCUCACUACUGCGAUUGGAAUUGCACUAGAAUCGCGCCGACUGGAUAUCAUCUCCAAGAUUUACAGCCAAACCAAUGACGUCUCCCUUCUCAUCUAUGCCAUGGAAGGUGUCCUAUCAACCACCGCGUCCCUUUCGUACCGACAUCAAGUUCUCCGCUUCCUCUUCCCUCUGUUCCCGCAACCCAAGACUGGCGAUCAGUCUCCACACGUCCAUGCUGUUACUCGACUCCUCAUCUCGCUCAGCGACCCUGAAUUGACCAUCCCAUUCCUCUCAUCGCUCGUCUCCAAAGAGCCGCUGUUGGCAUACCAGUUUGGAUUUGAUUUGGUGGAAGGCGGUUCUCAGGACUUCCUAGAGAACCUUCGCGGUGCUCUGCCCGAGGGCGACGAGAAAACCAAGGCGAUUUACGAUAAGCUGCGACAGAUCCUUACUGGAAAGGAGUCUGUGAAGCUCUAUCUGGAAUUCUUGAAGCGCAACAACCACACCGACCCUCUCAUCCUGAAGAACUCCAAGGACGCGUUGGAGGCCCGUUCCUCGAUAUAUCACACCGCCUUGACUCUGCAAAACGCUUUCAUGAACGCAGGCACCACUUCCGACGUCUUCCUCCGCGAAAACUUGGAAUGGUUGGGACAUGCAACCAACUGGGCCAAGUUCUCCGCCACUGCAGGACUUGGUGUCAUCCACAAGGGCUUCUUCGAGCAAGGCAAAGUCAUCCUCGGCCCCUACCUCCCUCAAGCCGGUGGAGAGAGCAAUGUCCCAGGUGCCGCCUACUCCGAGGGCGGUGCUCUUUACGCUCUUGGUCUGAUCAACGCCGGUUGCGGUAGCGAUAUCACCACCGACCUUCGCGAAGCUUUGAAGUCAGCGCAGGGAGAGGUUGUACAACACGGUGCUGCUUUGGGCUUGGGUGUUGCUGGGAUGGGAUCGAAGAGUCUUGAGGCAUUCGAGGAUUUGAAGACAGUGUUGUUCACCGAUUCAGCUGUGGCGGGUGAAGCUUCUGGAUACGCAAUGGGUUUGGUCAUGCUCGGUACUGCUGCUGAGGAUGCCGUCCAAGAGAUGUUGCAGUAUGCUAGGGAAACCCAGCACGAGAAGAUCAUCCGUGGCUUGGCGAUGGGAACUGCUUUCAUCUACUAUGGCCGACAGGAGGAGGCGGAUGAUAUCAUCAAGACUCUUUUGGCUGAGAAGGACCCUAUUCUGCGAUAUGGUGGUGUCUACACGCUCGCGUUGGCAUAUGCGGGAACCGCCGACAAUGACGCUGUCCGACAGCUGCUUCACAUUGCCGUGUCUGAUGCGUCCGACGACGUACGUCGAGCGGCUGUGACUUCGCUUGCCUUUUUGCUCUUCAAGAACCCAACGCAAGUUCCCCGCGUCGUUCAAUUGCUCAGCGAGAGUUACAACCCCCAUGUCCGAUGUGGUGCCACUCUUGCUCUCGGCAUUGCAUGUGCUGGAACUGGUCUUCAGGAUGCCAUUGAGAUCUUGGAACCAAUGACCAAGGACAGCGUCGACUUUGUCCGCCAGGGUGCCUUCAUCGCCCUCGGUAUGAUCCUCGUCGAGCAAUCUGAAGCCUCUUCACCAUCCUUCGUUUCCACUCGCAACAAAUACUCCAAGGUCAUUGCUGACAAGCACGAAGAUCCUAUGGCUCGCUUCGGUGCUGCCCUGGGCCAGGGCUUCAUUGAUGCUGGUGGCCGUAACGUUACCAUCAGCUUGCAGAGCCAUGCUGGAAGCUCUAACACAAGUGCGAUUGUUGGUAUGGCUUUGUUCUGCCAGUUCUGGUACUGGUAUCCUCUUGCACACUGUGCUUGCUUGGCAUUCUCUCCUACUGGUAUCAUUGGUUUGAAUGGUGACUUGAAGGCGCCCGUGUUCGAGUUCGUUUCGAAUUCCAAGCCCAGCCUGUUUGCCUAUCCUGCACCUACCACUCCGCCCAAGAAGGAGACUGUCACGAAGGUCACCACUGCUGUUCUUUCGACAACGGCCAAGGUGAAGGCCAGGGAGAAGAAGAAGGCUGCUGCUGAGGGAGAGGGAAUGGACUUGGACAAGCCAGAGGGUGAGGGUGAUGUGGAAAUGAAGCCCGCGGAAGGGGAGGAGGGCAAGGCUAAGGAAGGAGAAGAAGGAAAGGCUACCCCACCCAAAAAGAAGUCGGAGCCUUCAACAGAAACCAAACCUAACCUUUCUCGUGUCACUCCUGCCCAACUUCCCUUCAUCUCGUUCCCCGCUGAUGGGCGAUACCAACCGGUACGCUCUGUUUCAACACGACCUGCUACCAAAGCACCUUCAAGUGCUGCUGCGUUGAGCGCAGAGAAGCGAACGGGAGGGGCUGGUAUUCUGCUCUUGAUUGAUCGACGACCUGAGGAAGAGGCCGAGUUCAUCUCGUUGGAGCCUACACCUAUACCCGAGCCUGAAGCACCUGCUGCUGCGCCUGCACAACAAGCACCAGGAGGGCAACCUAGAGGACGGCAUAUCGCGUUGGAUGAGGGUGAAGAAGCUGCACCGCCCCCGUCAUUUGAGUACCCGUUUGAGGAUUGAGUGAUUUAGAGGGGUUUGGUAUCACGCAAUCGGAUGUGGCAUGUACAUGUUGCCGUUGUAUUUUAAGGUUCUUUCGUAAAACGUUUUAAUGCAGAUUCUUCUUUCUACUUCUC
Molecule: messenger RNA, 3101 nt
Organism: Coprinopsis cinerea okayama7#130
Lineage: Eukaryota; Fungi; Basidiomycota; Agaricomycetes; Agaricales; Psathyrellaceae
Product: 26S proteasome subunit RPN2a
Exons: 11
Coding region: 1-2988 (995 amino acids)
Biological process (GO): regulation of protein catabolic process; proteasome-mediated ubiquitin-dependent protein catabolic process
Cellular component (GO): proteasome regulatory particle, base subcomplex; proteasome storage granule; nucleus
Molecular function (GO): enzyme regulator activity
Source: RefSeq, a predicted model, not a curated record